Molecule: messenger RNA, 662 nt
Organism: Anopheles bellator
Lineage: Eukaryota; Metazoa; Arthropoda; Insecta; Diptera; Culicidae
Product: zinc finger CCHC-type and RNA-binding motif-containing protein 1-like
Exons: 2
Coding region: 65-526 (153 amino acids)
Biological process (GO): mRNA splicing, via spliceosome
Cellular component (GO): U12-type spliceosomal complex
Molecular function (GO): zinc ion binding; RNA binding
Source: RefSeq, a predicted model, not a curated record
GAUGAUUAGUUCUUGCUAGAUUUUUUUGCAACUGUGCAACGAAUAAACACAGAAAGGAAGAAAUAUGGACCAACGGCAGCUCUUCGUUCCGGACGUGCGUUGCACAGCAUAUGUGUCUAAUCUUCCCUUCACUUUAACCAACAUUGAUGUGAAUAAAUUAUUCUCUAUUCACGGGAAAAUUAUAAAGGUUACUAUUCUUCGGGACAAGGUGACUAGAAAAAGCAAGGGUGUUGCUUUUAUCCUCUAUUCCAAGCCACAGGAGGCACUUGAGUGCUGCAAUGCCUGCAACAAUGCGGAGAUGUUUGGACGUAUGUUAAAGGCGAGUAUAGCGAAGGAUAACGGCAAAGCGUCGAAGAAUGCUCACCGGAAACAUUAUCCGAAUAAGAGUCGUUGCUUCGAAUGUGGCGGUGAUGGUCAUUUGAGUUACAGCUGCCCAACGAAUGUUCUCGGCAGCAAGACACCACCGCACAAAAAUGCAAACGGAAGAACACAUUCACAGCACAAUGUUGUCGAGGACUUUGAGUAAUCCGAAAAAAUCGAAUCCGAAUCCGAAAUAAUAUUUUCGAUAGAAAUAUCGUGGAUAGGAGGUUUUGUAUUUUUCUUUCGAUGCGACCUUAGCCAAAGUACAUCAGAUUACAGGCAAGCUCAGUCUCCUAAAUGAC